Messenger RNA from Penicillium bovifimosum, 1212 nucleotides. Its product is annotated as bZIP transcription factor. Gene Ontology annotation, biological process: regulation of DNA-templated transcription. The transcript has 3 exons. Lineage: Eukaryota; Fungi; Ascomycota; Eurotiomycetes; Eurotiales; Aspergillaceae. Bases 1 to 1212 code for a protein of 403 amino acids. Gene Ontology annotation, molecular function: DNA-binding transcription factor activity. The record is from RefSeq and is a predicted model, not a curated record.
AUGUCCUCCAUAUUAGAUAACUCUGGAAAGAUGGCAGAGGAAGCCAAACCAAGUGGUCGCAAACGCGGCCGCCCUCGCACCGUCACUGAUGAUCAAGAAGUGCCCGAGAGACGUCGCAAACAACUUCGUCUCGCGCAGCAGGCAUAUCGCAAGCGAAAGGAGACCACAAUUGGGAACCUGCAGACUCGCGUGCGCGAAUUAGAGGCCGGAAUUGAAGAUAUCAGCAAUUCUUUCCUCUCGUUCAGCGAUCUUCUUAUAGAAGACCAACUCGUGUCCCAAUAUCCACAUAUCGCAUCUGCCCUCCAAACAAUAAUACAGCAAUGCGUGUCGCUCGCGAAAGCUGGGACUGAUGAACCGACCGAGGGAGCCAUCAUUCGCACCAAGAAACAGCCUGAAGCCUCAGAUAAUAACACAGCACCAAAUCCUGCUCCGGACAGAGCAUAUUCAGAAACCUCAACAGACGUCGAGGAUGUAAUUCGAUCAGUUGCCACGAAUUGGGCCGAUCCGCCGACUCCGCCAUAUCAAGACCAGUCUGUCCUACCAUUUGGCCUCAUCCACAUGUCAUCGCCUGCCAUUGAAAUCCCUUAUCUGACCCCACCCCUAUCGAGUUCUCCGGGAUCACUGGACUUCUUCUCUGGCAAUACACAGCCUGGACGGCCGUGGAAUAUCGCACAACGUCUAGUCCAGGCUUGCUGCCAGAACGGAUACCGCCUCCUCGUCGAGACUCCCAACCAUCCUAGUAUCCAGACUAUCUUUGGUUCUACAUUGAGUCUGGCGGAACGCAACAGGAAGAUCUCGGCUUUCUACGCUGUCACGCAAGACAAGACGGGUGAGUUGGUGGACACGAAAGCUAAUGUGCUUCAUACCUUGCGGGCGAACAUGGACAUACUCUCGGAUGGACAACUCCAGAUUCCAUCUAGGAUCUGGCAGAUUGCGUUCGGGUCUGAAAAUGGUGGACAUAUGGAUGCUAAUGAGGUGCAACAAUACCUGUGUGACAAGAGAGUGAUCUUCCAGAACUUCCCUGGUGCCACUGGCCAGCGUGAUUAUACGGUCUCUUUAACGGUUGAUAUGCCAACUUUCAUCAAAUUACUGUCAGUUGACGCCUUUUGCGUAGGGAAUGGGCCCACAUUUCAACGGCAGAGCGUUGAAAAGGCUCUUCGUCUGGCAACUGUUGAUGUCCCCUGGGAUCUUGACAAGUUGUGUGCUAUAUAA